This is a messenger RNA of Pyrenophora tritici-repentis Pt-1C-BFP, 849 nucleotides long. RefSeq names its product UPF0041 domain containing protein. Lineage: Eukaryota; Fungi; Ascomycota; Dothideomycetes; Pleosporales; Pleosporaceae. The record is from RefSeq and is a predicted model, not a curated record. Gene Ontology annotation, biological process: pyruvate import into mitochondria. Gene Ontology annotation, cellular component: mitochondrial inner membrane.
AUCGCGACCGCAACAACGUCAAUUCUCAAGGACUCGCGAGCAAUUCCGGUUCUCGACGCCAAUUUCCCUGGAUUGCCAAAGCCACGAGCGUUGUCAAGAAAUACAUAGCCAUCAUGUCGUUCCGCCCGGGAUCCCGCAUCUUCAGCACCUUCCGACCCUUCUUCCAGCGCGCAAAUGCCCGCCGCGGCGUCAACACGGCUGCAGGCGCUGCUGAACCAGCUGGCUUUGCAAAGUUCUGGAACAGCCCCAUUGGGCCCAAGACGGUGCAUUUCUGGGCACCAGUAAUGAAAUGGGGCAUGGUCCUCGCCGGCGCCUCCGACUUCACCCGUCCCGCCGAAUCCCUCUCCUUCACCCAAAACUUUGCUCUCAUGUGCACAGGCGCCAUCUGGACACGCUGGUGCUUCGUCAUCCGCCCUAAGAACAUUGCUCUGGCCGCUGUCAACUCGCUCGUCUUCUGCGUCGGUGCCACUCAAGUCGGUCGCAUUUACAUGUACAACCAGAGCUUGAAGGAAACCGAGGGCCAGGCCAAGGGCGAAAUGCAGGACGUGAAGCGCACGGCUGAGAAGGCUGAGCAGAAGGCAGAGAAGGCUCUGAAAUAAAUUUGAUGAGCUGGAUAAGAGAUGGGGAGGGAAGGGGUAUGUAUAUCUACGCUGGAAUGUGUACUAGCAGAUACCCUAGUUCUGUAUUUCGGGGCAGUCCUGUUCAUGGUCAGAAUAUUGAAAUCAUAAAUACCAUAACGAACCCUACAUGUACACUUUUGACUCAUCACAUGGGACCAUGAUGGACCAAAACGGGACGGGCUCGCAGUGAAGAUGAUAUUACCAAUAUACUAAAGUUUCAACCUCACAA